This is a messenger RNA of Fukomys damarensis (Damara mole-rat), 1411 nucleotides long. RefSeq names its product serine peptidase inhibitor, Kunitz type 2 (gene Spint2). The transcript is spliced from 7 exons. The coding region runs from base 309 to 1067 and encodes 252 amino acids. The record is from RefSeq and is a predicted model, not a curated record. NCBI's taxonomy places the organism in Eukaryota, Metazoa, Chordata, Mammalia, Rodentia, Bathyergidae. Gene Ontology annotation, molecular function: serine-type endopeptidase inhibitor activity.
CGAGCGUCCGCCAUUGGCUCAGGCGACCACUGAGCGUCGGGAGGUGUGGUCGGCUCUAGCCAGGGGGCGAACCUUUGCGUGUCGCCGGGGAUUGAGGGCUGCGUGAGGAGCGGCCUGAAGCCUCGCGCACCCCGAGGAUCGGGGAAGGGGCUUCUGGGGGCUUGGGCACCGCGGACCCUCUUAGGCGUCCGCACCUGAGCUCGCCAGCCUCCAGCACGCCUGCGCAGCCAGGGUCUUUCCUGAUCGUGAGACCCCCAAAGGCGGGCGGCUCCAGGCUUUCUGGCCAGUGCGUCCUGGUGGGGGCAGUCAUGGCGCAGCUGUGUGGACCGUGGCGCGGCCGGGCACUCCUCGCUCUGCUGGCGUCGUUGCUUUUCUCCGGGGCCGAGGCCACCGACGGAGAUCGACGCAUCCAAGACUUUUGCCAAGCUUCACAGGUAGUGGGGAGAUGCCGCGCCUCCAUUCCUAGAUGGUGGUACAAUGUCACCGAUGGGUCCUGUCAGCUGUUUGUGUAUGGAGGCUGUGACGGAAAUGACAAUAAUUACCAGAGCAAGGAGGAGUGUCUUGAGAAAUGUGCUGGUGUCACAGAGAAUACCAUGGAUCGCACGGGCACCAGAAGGAGUGGAGCAGAGUCCUCUGUUCCGAGUGGGUCCAGAAGGCAGGAUUCUGAUGACCUCUCUGGUGAUAUCUUCAACUAUGAAGAAUACUGCGCUCCCAAGGCGGUCACGGGGCCUUGUCGCGCAGCCUUCCCACGCUGGUACUUUGACGCUGAGAAGAAUGCCUGCGAUGCCUUCACCUACGGGGGCUGCCGCGGCAAUAAAAACAGCUAUCGCUCCAAGGAGGCGUGCAUGCAGCGCUGCUUUGGCCAGCAGAUGUACCCUGCCGUGCCCUCUGGCGCUAAAGCGAUGGUGCUGGUGGGACUCUCGGUGAUGGUCCUGAUUGUCCUCCUGGCCGCCUCUGUGGUCUACUUGAUCCGAGCGGUGCGGAAGAGGCAGGAGCGUGCCCUCCACACUGUCUGGACCUCUGGGGACGACAAGGAGCAGCUGGUGAAGAACACAUAUGUCCUGUGAAGGCCUUGUCACCAGGAGAACUAGCGGAGGGAGAGGGGGAUGUGCGCGUGUGUUUUUUAGAUAGCGUGAUGGAUUGUUUCUGUGCGAUCAUUAGGGCUUCCCUCCGUCUGUACUGUACUUGGUGUGAGGAGCUGCCUCCGGUCUGGGUCUGCUUAGGGAACCCUCGGAGGAAGGCGCUGCCGGCAGCCCAGUGUCUCCUCCUGUCCUUCUGUCCCCUAGUGAUGGUGUUCUCAGCUCACGUCAACCCCACUGCCUGCUUUCUUACCCAUCACAAAGUAAUGUUGUUGUAUUAGGUUCCUGUUUGAUUGUUGUUGUUGUUGCUGUUAUUUUUUAAGUAGAAAUGC